This is a messenger RNA of Saccoglossus kowalevskii, 820 nucleotides long. RefSeq names its product ras-related protein Rab-24-like. The record is from RefSeq and is a predicted model, not a curated record. NCBI's taxonomy places the organism in Eukaryota, Metazoa, Hemichordata, Enteropneusta, Harrimaniidae. Gene Ontology annotation, molecular function: GTP binding; GTPase activity.
AAAUGGAACCAUAGAACUCGUCGGUGACAUCACAACUAAUUCAAGAGGGUUUCCCACUAAUGAAGCAUCGUAUGACCUCGUAUUGUCGCCUGCAGUAAACCUGAUAUACCAAAGAUGCGUUGAGAACAGUCUCGGUAAAGAUUCGUCUCUGAUUUGUUAUUGAAAUCCGUAGUUGAAAUUGUGGAACACGGAAGAUAAGUCUCGAUAUUUUCAUAAUCAUAGAAUAGGGAGUGUAUAGCGUUGUUUGAUCGAACUGUUAGUAAUCUACACGUCAUGGCUGGCAGCCGUGUAGAUCUCAAAGUUGUUCUUCUCGGCAAAGAAUACGGAGGGAAGACUAGUCUCGUGGAAAGGUACCUGCACGACAGGUUUCACGGAGAUGUGCCCUACCAAAACACAAUAGGGGCAGCGUUUGGUGCUAAAAAAGUGGAAAUUGGUGGGAAAAUGAUUACAAUGGGAAUUUGGGACACAGCAGGGUCAGAAAGAUAUGAAGCCAUGAGUAGAAUAUAUUACAGAGGUGCCAAAGCUGCUUGUAUAUUGGCAGAUUUAACAGAUUACACUAGUUUUGAAAGGACAAGGUUUUGGGUGAAUGAACUGAAGACCAAUGAAGAGCACUGUAAAAUUUACCUGUCUGGUACAAAGUAUGAUCUUGUUGAGAAUGAUAAGAAGAAUAGAAAAGUAGAUUACCACAUGACAACAGAUUUUGCUGACGAAAUCCAUGCUCAAGUUAUGGAAACCAGCAGUAAAACAGGAUAUCACAUAAAGGAAUUAUUUCAAAAGAUUGCCGAAGAUUUUGUAGAUGACCCUUCUAACCUAGAAAUAA